AUGGCGGCUGCGGGUGGCAGCCGGCGAGCCCCCGCCCCAGGCCUGCGGCUAAGCCUUCCUCUAGCCACCCGCUUGCCUGCUGGGCCCAGCAGAGAGGACGUUGGGAAGGACAACCUCGGGGGUGAAAAAAUGUCUGGCAACAAUGACUGGUUUCAGAGUUCCAGGGUCCCUAGCUUUGCUCAGAUGCUGAAAAAGAAUUUACCAGUUCAAAGAUCAGUCCAGAUGGUAACAACACCCACAGGAUAUUCCUCGGAAAAUUGUAGCCUGUCGAAUAUGGCAUCCAAGGUUACACAAGUGACAGGUAAUUUUCCAGAACCAUUGCUUUCUAAAAGUCUUACAUCUAUUUCAAACCCUGUCCUUCCUUCAAAAAAAAUACCUAAAGAAUUCAUAAUGAAAUACAAGCGUGGAGAGAUAAAUCCUGUGUCAGCCUUACACCAGUUUGCACAAAUGCAGCGAGUUCAGCUUGACCUUAAGGAAACCAUAACAACAGGUAAUAUUAUGGGACCAUAUUUUGCUUUUUGUGCUGUGGUGGAUGGUAUUCAAUACAAGACUGGACUGGGACAAAAUAAAAAGGAGUCUAGAUCCAACGCAGCAAAAUUAGCUCUUGAUGAGCUUCUACAAUUGGAUGAACCUGAACCAAAAGUUUUAGAACCAUCAGGUCCUCCUCCUAUCCCUGCAGAGCCUGUUGUUAAACCUGAAGCAGCAUAUGUUUCAAAAAUACAUUAUGAAGGGAGACAUGUCCAGUAUGCAAAGAUUUCACAGAUUGUUAAAGAAACAUUUAAUCAACUAAUUUCUAGUCACUCACAAUAUCUGAAAUGUAGUAGUUCAUUGGCUGCUUUUAUAAUUGAAAGAGCUGGACAUCAUGAAGUUGUAGCUAUAGGCACAGGUGAAUACAAUUAUAGCCAGUGCAUUAAGCCAUAUGGAAGAGUGUUGCAUGACACUCAUGCUGUUGUUACAGCAAGAAGAUCUCUCCUUAGCAAAAAUCCUGCUAUGAUGGAAAAGUCAAUAUUCUGUACAGAACCAGCUUCUAAUCUACUUACUCUGAAACAGAAUAUCAACAUUUACCUUUAUAUGAACCAGUUGCCUAAAGGAUCAGCCCAGAUUAAGUCACAGUUACGUCUUAAUCCACAUUCUAUUUCUGCAUUUGAAGCCAAUGAAGAACUGAGUCUCCAUGUGGCUGUUGAAGGCAAAAUUUAUCUGACUGUUUACUGUCCUGCAGACAUUGUUAAUAGAAUAAACAGUAUGUCCUCUAGUGACAAGUUAACAAGAUGGGAAGUGCUUGGUAUACAGGGAGCAUUGCUGAGUCAUUUUAUACAGCCAGUGUAUAUCACCAGUAUACUUGUUG
Messenger RNA from Castor canadensis (American beaver), 1345 nucleotides. Lineage: Eukaryota; Metazoa; Chordata; Mammalia; Rodentia; Castoridae. The record is from RefSeq and is a predicted model, not a curated record.